Mangifera indica (mango) is the source of this 2358-nucleotide messenger RNA. RefSeq lists its product as uncharacterized. Bases 745 to 2178 code for a protein of 477 amino acids. The record is from RefSeq and is a predicted model, not a curated record. NCBI's taxonomy places the organism in Eukaryota, Viridiplantae, Streptophyta, Magnoliopsida, Sapindales, Anacardiaceae. The transcript is spliced from 9 exons.
CUUUUCAUCAAAUUUUUCACUUUUAAUUCAACCUGAAUAACUGAAUGCUUAAAUUUGGUAGCAUCCCAUUUCUUUCCUUUUAAGCGUUAGUUAGAAAUUAGUUCAGACACCAGCACAGCUGCACAGCAUGGUGUAAUAAAUUGAUUAAUAAUGAAAAAGAAAAAAAACACAAUCCCAUAAAGUACAAAGAAAAGGAUAAGAGUUAAAAAUGACUUCAUAAAAAAACAAGUAUAUAUAAAUAAUGAGGAAGUGGGAUUGAUAGUGGAUUCCAAAUUGGAAACCUAUUACCAUCUAAUCUACUUUGCCUCAAUCUUCUACAUUACAGUACACAAAACCAGGGUUGUUGUCAAAUCAGGUGGAGAAGGAGAGGAGCCAUUACCUAUUACAAACUCCUUUAUUUUUAUAUGUAAUCGGUUUAUUCUGUGGGUGUAUUGGGUUAUGAAUUUUAUUAUGGAAUUUGGGAAUUCUUGUUUCUCCCUUGAUAGCUCUUCUUAUUCUUGCUGUUACAAUUUUCAUUUUUGUUCAAGAUCAAGAUCAUCAUCGUUUAUCUUGUGUUGUGGAACUACCUUCUCAAAGCCCAAUAUUAUUCUGGAAAAUUUCAUGUUCAAACCAUCCUCUUAUUGCAAUAUCAUGAACGUUGCGUCUUCUUUUGCUUUCUUUAUUGCAGAAGACGCCUGAUCAUUCAUCAAUAUCUUUUUUUUUUUUCUUUUUGUAAAUCAAUUCUCAUUUUCUUUUCUUUUUCUUAUGUGUACAUUAUUUCCCCUCGCCAAGAUUAACAUUAGUAUUAGUUUCCCGGCAGCCACGUCAGCGACUAUGGCAAUCUACUGCGGUUUCUAUGAUCAUCAGUUCAUCUCCAACAGGUAUGAUCAUGAUCAACGUCCUUGUUGUUGGAAUAACAAGAACAACAAAUCGAAACCAACGGUGAUGAUGAUGAGGAGGAGGAGGUCGAGGAGUAGGAGUAGGGCACAUUUCCCUCCGUUUUCGACUACUUCAGCUUCACCGGCUUCUGCUUACCCUCUCUUUAGCAAUCAGCUAACCAAUGACUCGUCCCCUCACCAUAUUUACCAGGAGGCUCUUAAGACUGCAAGACAAAAGUUCACUCAAGAAAUCUCCUUUCAAUCUAAGGACAAAGACAUCUCUCUCGCAAAGGCUUUGCUCUACAUUGCUGCUGAAGAUGAGGCCUUUAUAGCUUACAAUCAAGAAAUGGAUGCUCGUUCAAUGAUGAAUGAGAGGAAAAAUGUGUCGGUCCCAGCUGAUUCCAAGGACUGGAAACACGUGGACCAGAUGCCUUUGGCUGGAAAGAGUAUAUCUGAGUGGAUAAGUGUGUUGGAUACUAUUGCCAAGGAAGUCGAAGCAGAACUAGUUUAUAGAGACAUUGGUUGCCAUUUGGUUGCUGUUCUGGAAGCAGUGAAUGUAGUUCUUUUUGAGUUUAGAGGCUUCAAAAGGUCACCUAUUCUUGUUGAUUCAAAGUACUCGUACCUACACUCUGUACUAAGCUCUGGACGUGGCAGUGCAAUUUUGCUUAGCAUAAUCUACAUUGAAGUUUGUCGACGACUUGGCCUGACUAUUGUGGGAUCUCGAGUUGGGGAAGAUUUUUUGAUAUGGCCUCAAACAGGGUACCCAGAGGAGCUGUUCAAAGUAAUUUCAGGACACAGCUUGUUUGCAAUUGUCAAUGGAAAAUGCGUGGAGGACCCUAGAUCAAUGGCAUCAGAUUUAACUGGUAAUUCACUUUUAGGGCUUGAAAUAGCUACGAAGCGAGACAUUAUUGGAAUUGCUCUUGCCAAUAUGAUUAGGCUUCAUUGGAAACGUUCUUCUAGAUCGAGCCAUGGCUUGAUGCUGACUUCUCCACUUAGGCAUGUUCAUGAUGCUAAUGACAAACUUAACAAGAUCAAUAACUCAAAUUUUCCUCUGCUGCGGCCUCAGGAUCUCAGGCUUGCUAUCAUGGCUUCAGAAAGAUUGUUGAUUCUGCAGCCACAUAAUUGGGCUUUGAGGAGAGACCAUGGCAUGAUGUUGUAUUAUAAUAGGGAGUAUGGAGAGGCAGUGCAAGAGCUUAGCAUUUGCAUGGCAUUUGCCCCAGAAGAAGAAGCAGAAGUUCUAGAACCAUUUGUUGAGAAAUUGCAUUUGUUGCGCCUUGAAUCAUCAUGGAAGUCUUUGGCAAGCCAGUUGACAGUUCCAUGACUUCAUUUGUAGAUAAUUCGUUUUCUCUCUCUCUCUCUCUGUAGAAUGGAUAAAACUCAUGUUGUUUUGACUUCUAACCGACUUUCGAUUAUGCUCUUCACAUCAACCUCUUUGAGUUGCUGUUUUCUUAAGCAGAAGCUCGGGUUUUAUAAUGAGAAAGACAUUUCCACCUUUUAGCUA